ACCCAUAUCCUUUUACCCUCAAUGUGUCAAACUUUGUUUCCCUAAGACUUACUCCCACCAACUAUUAUGGAGGACUCAAAUGGCCGCCUUAAUUGAAAGCCAAGACAUGCAGAGAUUCCUAGAUGGAGAGUAUGUCAUGCCGGUAGCCAAAAUCACCCCAACUGACAGUACUGAUGCUGAGGGACCCAAAGAGGUACCAAACCUGGCUUAUAUCUCAUGGAGGCGGUCUGAUCGUCUUCUAUAUGGAUGGAUCACUGGCACUCUUUCUAAAGAAGUGCUUGGAAUCGUUGUGGGACUCACAACAUCUCGUGAGGUUUGGGAUGCAUUAGAAGAAGCUUAUGCCCAAGACUCUCAAGAGAAAGAGUUCAAUUUGACAAAAGCAAUGACCACAUUGCGGAAAGGUAACGAUUCAUUGACUGAAUAUUUAAGAAAAUUCAAGGCUAUUUGUGAUGAACUUGCUGCUAUGGGGAAACCAAUACCAGACAAAACCAAAGCCUUUUGGGUGUUACAAGGACUUGGCCAAGGCUAUGAGAACUUUGUGACAACCAUGUUGAAACCUCCGGUUCCUCCAUACCAAGAAGUUGUAUCUCUUCUCAAAAGUCAUGAGACUCGGAACCAAAUCCAUGGGUUUGACAAUUAUAAUCAUCCUCAAGUGACCUUUUACGGACAAAGGACCAAUGGAAACCAAAACAAGAGGAAAGGAAAUGGCUUCAACAAAUUCAACUCAAAAGGAAAAGGUUUCUUUCAAGGAAAAGGUUUCUUUCAAGGCAAUGGAACUAACAACACUUAUAAUAGUGCUAGUGCAAACUACUUUUCUCAUGCAGGUAAUAGGAAUGUUGGAUCUAACUUUACGAGGAAUCAGCCUAACAACUUCAACAAACAGAAGGCUGAAGCUCAAAAUCCCAUCAUGGAGAGUGCAGUCAAAUGCCAAAUUUGUGGAAAGCUCAAUCAUACUGCUAUGAAGUGCUUCAACAGAUUUAAUCACUCAUAUCAAGAAGAUGACAUUCCAAAGGCAUUGGCAGCCAUCACCAUUGAUGACAAUCAGGAGCUUGAAUGGCAUCCAAACACAGGUGCAUCUGUCCAUAUGACAGGAAAUUCUAGUAAGCUAAAUAACUUAAAACCUUAUCAUGGCCAAGAUGCUGUUAUGGUUGGUGACUACAAGAAGAAUAAAUUGGAGCCAAAGUCAUUGCCUUGCAUUUUUAUUGGAUACAAUACCAAGCACAAAGGGUAUAAGUGCUUAUAUCCUCCAACAAACCGAAUAUACAUAUCUCGACAUGUGGUCUUUGAUGAAUCAUGCCUGCCAUUCACAAAUCCGACCUUGCUUUAUGCAACUCCGGAUGUUGAAACUGAGGUAACAACAUUCCAUCCUUGGAUAACUGCUGAUGAAAAUUCUUUAAGUACUGCAGGUGAUGGUGAAAAACAGAGUUGCUCUAUUCCAUGUGCUGCACCGACCAUAGAACAAGGGAAAUUAGCUUGCAGUGAAGAGUCAAGUCUUAAUGACUCCAGAGAAAUUCUUGACUCGAGGGCACAAACUGUCGAAAUUGAUGAUCAUCAACCGAAUGAAGAACUUGAAUCACAUUUAGUUGAUUCCAUCCGAUCCAUUGAUAAUCACCAUCAAAAUGAUGACUUGGUGCAAAUUAAUGAUGGCCAUGAAAAUGGAAAUUUGGUGCAAAAUCUGCCAAUGGACAGUGGAGUGAAUGCAAACACUACAAAUGAAGAAAAUCACUCUCCUACAUCAGUUGAGAUGGUUAACCCAUUAUCAGUCCAGGCAGCAAACACACGGCAACACCAAAUGGUCACCCGAUCACAAAAAGGAGAUAACUCUGAAUUUCUUGAGCUGUUUAUCUCUCAGCUUGGUCAAGAAUUUGCUAUUAAAGAUCUUGGUCGUCUCAAUUUCUUUCUUGGCAUAGAAGUUCAUUUCACAAGCCUUGGUUUGAUUCUAUCUCAAUCCAAAUAUGCACUAGACAUUCUAUCCAGAGCUCAAAUGGAGGGUUGCAACUCAAUCUCCACUCCUAUGGCGCUUAAAGCACGUUCCUCACAUUCUAGCAAUGAUGCAUUUCAUGAUCCAACUCAUUAUAGGAGUAUUUUCAUGAAUUCUCCUACAAUUGGAAAUUACCAAAUCGUCAAGCGGAUAUUAAGGUAUGUACAUGGGACUCUCAAUUAUGGCUUACAAAUUCUUAACCAAAGUUCCUUGGACUUGUAUGCCUUUUCAGAUGCUGAUUGGGCUAGGUGUUCUUUGACCCGCCGUUCCACCUCUGGUUAUUGUACCUUCCUGGGAAGCAACUGCAUUUCAUGGUGUGUAAAGAAACAACCUACAGUGGCUCAUUCGAGUGCCGAAGCAGAGUAUCGAUCUAUGGCUUCAACAACUGCUGGAAUCACUUGGCUUGCACACCUUCUUCGUGACAUUGGAGUGGCUCUUAACAACGCCCCUAUUCUUCAUUGUGACAACUUGAGUGCAAUCUAUAUGACAUUCAAUCCAGUCUUUCAUAGCCGCACCGAACACGUUGAAAUUGAUUAUCAUUUUGUUAGAGAGAAAGUUGCUCUUGGUCACCUUAUUACUUGGUUUGUUAGUUCUACCUCACAGUUAGCUGACAUCUUUACAAAGCCAUUGACUCGAGACAGCUUUCAUCGACUCCGCAGCAAAUUGGGUCUUGUGUCUCUACCACUGCCCAAUUUGAGGGGGAGUAAUAAAGUCUCAACUUGUGAGGAUCAUUUUGUAGAACCUGCAGAAGGAAACAAAUCAAAUGGCAUUGUAGAACCUGCAGAAGGAAACAGAUCAAAUGGCAAUAAUGCUUUGGAGGAAAAUCAACAAUCAAAGAAAUUGUAAAAUGCAACCGUUGGAGAUAUAGCCGUUGCAAAUAUAUAUUGUAAUCAUACCUUAAAUCAUGCUAUUUUCUGUAUAAUGCAACUAUAAAUAGACGAAACUCUC
This is a messenger RNA of Rubroshorea leprosula, 2929 nucleotides long. The record is from the annotation of a GenBank genome assembly. NCBI's taxonomy places the organism in Eukaryota, Viridiplantae, Streptophyta, Magnoliopsida, Malvales, Dipterocarpaceae.